AUGAAUCAAAAAAAACUAGAUUAAGAGUUUGAUACAAAUUUGAAUGAAAUUCUAAAUUUGAGAUUUAGCAUAUUUUUCUUUGAUAUUUAUAAGUUCUGAUGAAUUAUUUAUAUUUGGAGAGGAUUUUUAUAUGGUGAAAUAACUGAUAAAGUAAUUUAAAUUGUUAGAAAGCUCAAAUAAAAGUAUAGAUUAGACUUAGUAUAGAAAACUUCACAAUAGUUUUAUUAUUAAGAAAGCUCAAACACUAGAUUCUUGAGAAACCCUAAGUUUAAUUAAUAAUAAUAUUUACUUUUCUAAAAUAAAUCUAAAAGUAACUAUAAGGAUCAAUUUGCUUACCAUGAUUAAAAAUAAUUUGAGUAGUAAUCUAUCUAACGACCUUAAAAUUUUGCAAAUUAUGAAUACUAGUAGGAAUUAUAUAAUGAUAAUAUUCAUUUCUAAACUCUAUCAGAUUAAAAGGAAUCUUAUUAUUCAUACCAAAAAAAAAUGCAAUUUUUGCUAAUGAAACUUUGCAACAAGACAAUUAUCUUCCUCUGAUUAAAAAAAACAUUAGUCAAACUAUAUUAAAAAUACACGUGCAUGGAAAUAUUAUAAUUAGAAAUCAAAAAUGUAGUGAUAUCUGAAUAGGCUAAAUAUCGUGAAAAAGUAACUAAUGAGGUGGAUGCUUCUUUGUAAGUUGUAAAAUUAACAACUAAUGAAUACCUUCAGAAUAAUUAUAACUUCUAAUAUUCUUAAUAACUGC
Molecule: messenger RNA, 739 nt
Organism: Paramecium sonneborni
Lineage: Eukaryota; Ciliophora; Oligohymenophorea; Peniculida; Parameciidae
Source: the annotation of a GenBank genome assembly